AUGAAGGCGAUGAUAUAUGUACUCUUCCUGGGCAUCGUGGCGAUGCACGCGGUUGGAGCGCCCAUGAAUGCAGGCGAGCUCACUGCGGGCAUGGACGCCACCACGGCACUUGCGCACGGUCUCGAGGGGAUGAGCCUCGACGCGGCACGAGGCGUGCAGCGUGCUCCUGCGUUCCUGUCUGGAACAGGCGCGGUGAAGGAGAUCAAGUCCGUUGGCGCUUCAUCGCUACGCAGUGCUGCUGGAGCUGACGAAGCAGUGCGCAAGAUGCGCAAGGUACGAUUCAGGACGGCGCCCCAGCCUGCGACGAGCAGCAGCGCCAACCAGCGCCUGAGGCCUGGCGUUGACAAGGUCAUCCAAAAGGCACAGCUGGACAGGUCGCAGGGCUUGACCAAGGCACAGUGGCAGCAGGCGCUCGAAGAUUACGAGCGCCAAACGGGCCUGGACCUCAGCAGGUUCAACGACGAGCUCAAGGAUGGCGCCACGUCGCAAAAGAUCAAGCAGCGUCUCAGCUUCUGA
Molecule: messenger RNA, 516 nt
Organism: Moesziomyces antarcticus
Lineage: Eukaryota; Fungi; Basidiomycota; Ustilaginomycetes; Ustilaginales; Ustilaginaceae
Exons: 1
Coding region: 1-516 (171 amino acids)
Source: RefSeq, a predicted model, not a curated record